Molecule: messenger RNA, 2461 nt
Organism: Vigna radiata var. radiata (mung bean)
Lineage: Eukaryota; Viridiplantae; Streptophyta; Magnoliopsida; Fabales; Fabaceae
Product: G-type lectin S-receptor-like serine/threonine-protein kinase CES101
Exons: 7
Coding region: 7-2373 (788 amino acids)
Biological process (GO): protein phosphorylation
Molecular function (GO): ATP binding; protein serine/threonine kinase activity
Source: RefSeq, a predicted model, not a curated record
GGAAAAAUGGUUUUCACUUUGAGCAACAGAGUGCUAUGCUUCAUCAUCAUCACUUUUACAUGUUUUUUGCAACUUGCAAAGCCUUCAAACUUGAGGGAAGACACGCUGCUCCAAGGCCAUCCCCUUGCAGCAACCGACCGUUUGAUUUCGCCUUCAUCUUUAUAUACACUGCGUUUCUUUCAGCUUGAUGAUGGGUCUGAAGCUAGCACCAAAUUCUACCUUGGCAUAUCAGCCAAUAAGUACUAUUACUAUGUUUGGCUUGCCAACAGGGACAAUCCAAUCCACGAUGAUCCCGGAGUUCUCACCAUUGAUGAAUAUGGCAACCUCAAAAUUGUGUCAAGUACUACCACUAUGAUGCUAUAUUCAGUUGAAGCAGAAAGUAACAAAAGUGUUAGAGCCUCUUUGCUAGAUACAGGAAACUUUGUGCUUCAUGAAUUGAACUUAGAUGGAUCUGUGAAAAGGGUGUUAUGGCAGAGCUUUGAUUACCCCACAGACACUAUUUUACCGGGGAUGAAGCUUGGUUAUGACAAGCACAGUGGCCACAAGUGGUCUCUAACAGCAAGGAGAAGUUACAAAACUCUUUGGUCAGGGUCUUUCUCUCUCAGCCUUGACCCCAAAAUCAACCAAUUGAUUACUAGAUGGAGAGGGGACAUUAUUUGGGCCAGUGGAGAGUGGAGAAAUGGAAGUUUUAGCAACCUGAUAUCUUCAUCACUUGACAGAGAGAAGUUCAACUUCACUUUCUUUUCAAACGAAAGUGUGACUUACUUUGAAUAUUCUCCAGUUUCUGGUUAUCUGAUCAUGGGACCAUUGGGUAUAAUCAAUGCUACUGGUGUCUCUUACUCCUGUGUUGGCAGUGAGAUUGUGCCUGGUUGUACAAUGCCGCAGCCUCCCAAAUGUAGGGAAGAUGGUGAUUUGUACUUGCCAAGUUGGAAUAGUUUUGGAGCAAUGUCAAGAAAAGGAUACAUAUUUGAUGAAAGAGAGAACAUGACCAUUUCUGAUUGCUGGAUGAGGUGUUUGAAAAAUUGCUCCUGUGAGGCUUACACUUACGCAUUCAAGGAUGCAACUGGCUGUGAAAUAUGGAGCAGAUACACAUCACACUUUGUUGAGUCUAACUCCGGUGUUGGCCGUCCAAUUUUCUUCUUUCUCAGCGAAACCAAAGCCAAAGGCAAGAAGAGGAGAAUAUGGAUUGCUAGUGCUGCGGUUGGAGUUCUUCUCCUCAUACUCUCAUUCAUUGCAUCCUUUAUCAUGUUUGGGAGAAAACAAAAACAAAGAGUUGAAAAUCGUAAGAAGCGAACAAAUGUAUUCUCUGACAUUGGAGAAAAUACUGAAAUUUCUAAUGCAUGCGAUGAAGGAAGAGAAGAAUGGAAUGAGAAGAGGACAGGCAGUGAUACACAUAAAUUCGACUUUAUAACCAUUCUUCAGGCAACGGACAAUUUCUCUUUGGCUAAUAAGAUUGGAGAGGGUGGUUUUGGACCUGUUUACAAGGGGAAAUUGGCAAAUGGUGAAGAAAUAGCUAUAAAGAGACUUUCAAAAAGCUCGGGACAAGGAUUGGUAGAGUUCAGAAAUGAAGCUAUGGUGAUUGUGAAACUGCAGCACACUAACCUAGUGAGGCUUUUAGGAUUUUGCAUUGACAGAGAAGAAAGAAUAUUAGUCUAUGAAUACAUGGCCAACAAAAGUUUGAAUUUAUACCUUUUCGAUGCCAACAAAAGAAGUGUGUUAGAUUGGAAGAUAAGGUACAAAAUAAUAGAAGGAAUUGCUCAGGGACUUGUGUAUUUACAUCAAUAUUCAAGAUUAAAAGUGAUACACAGAGAUUUGAAGAGUAGUAAUAUUUUGUUGGACAAUGAGUUAAAUCCAAAAAUAUCUGAUUUUGGAAUGGCUCGGAUACUUAAAUGGACAAUAUUAGAAGAGAAAACAAAUAGAGUGGUUGGAACAUAUGGUUAUAUGCCUCCAGAAUAUGCUCUGAGUGGAGUUAUCUCAACAAAAACAGACGUAUACAGCUUUGGCGUAUUACUCUUAGAGAUUGUGACUGGAAAGAAAAAUAUUAGUGAGGAUUUUUCGCUGAAUCUGAUAGGAUAUGCAUGGCAAUUAUGGAAUGAAGGAGAAGCUCUAAAGCUGAUUGACAAAAUGGUGAAUGGUUCAUGCCAUCAGAUACAAGUUAUACGAUGCAUUCAUAUAGGUUUGUUGUGCACUCAAGACAAAGCAAAGGAUAGACCAAGUAUGCUUGAGGUCAUUUCUUUUAUUUCAAAUGAAAAUUGUGAAUUACCUUCACCUAUACAACCACCACUUUAUACCAUCAAAACUCUCAAGGAGACAGACCAACAUAAAUAUUACUCCAAUAAUGACAUCACCAUGUCAAUCAUAUCUGCCAGAUAACUUAUUUACAAAUUCUCAAUGUAUACUUUCUUACUCACUCUCUUCAAUAAUGUUCUCAUUUUAAUCUAAAUGUGACAUUUAUUGGAAG